Messenger RNA from Acaulospora colombiana, 583 nucleotides. The record is from the annotation of a GenBank genome assembly. Lineage: Eukaryota; Fungi; Glomeromycota; Glomeromycetes; Diversisporales; Acaulosporaceae.
AUGGGGCGUGAAUCAAAUAAACUUGUUACUGGUACCGGCGGAGUGCCGAGCCGUACUCCAGAGGGGCUCGAGGACAAUGGCGAAGGGUCGUGUGGAGCGUCCUGGACAUUUAUCUCAUUUUACCUCCACUGCCUCUAUCCUUUGAUAGAGAAAAACGCGCACAUCAUCAAUAGAGUGGCCCGAGGCGUGCAAUUGGUGCCCACUGCACGAGUGGGCAUGAAGCCAGGCCUACAGCGCGAGGCAACCGAUGGAUGCUCGACAGCUGUGCAAGCGUCGUCUCCGUCUGCUGAAACGACUGACUCACCAGACAUUGACAGAGCCUGCAUAAAUUCCAACAAAUUUGAACCGUUCUCCGACUCCAGCUUCGCACCAAUCCUCGAUCACCGAUAUGGUGGAUGGGACGAAGAGUUUCGGCCAGAGGCCUUCCGACGCUUCUUCAUCAACUACGCCCUCAUCUCAAGGGUCUGGACACUACCUUCAGAGAAGUACAUCUAUCGCUCUGCUAGACUGAAAUGGGCUAGUCAGUGGCAUUCCUUCCGCUCUGGUCUCACAAACCCACGACGAGGUGAAGCUCUGAGGAACU